This is a messenger RNA of Punica granatum (pomegranate), 1180 nucleotides long. Lineage: Eukaryota; Viridiplantae; Streptophyta; Magnoliopsida; Myrtales; Lythraceae. The record is from RefSeq and is a predicted model, not a curated record.
UGCUCACACACACGCACAUGUUAUAUAUAUCUCGAGGGUUCCUCCGCUACUCCUCGUGCAUCCAUAUUUUAGCUACUUUGAUAAUUCUUUCUUACAGCGGCAUCCUAAUUGAAGCCGAUCUAGCCAGAUCGAGUUGGUUGAAAAAGAGGCGAGUGUGAGCUCGGCAGGAAGGGAUGGCGACUAAUUCUGUUCCAACACCUACUCCAAAACCAGUCGCUCGGGACCCCUGCAAGUUCGAAUUGAAGAAAUACAAGACCGUGUUUACAUGUUAUGUAUGUAUGGUGGAGAGCUACGAUACUGAAAGAUACCGGUGCAAUCACUGCGAUCGGGCUCGUCACAAGUGCUGCAUCCAGCUAAAAGAUGCUAUCCAACUCAAACCCGGGCCAAACCUCACAUUUAUCAACGGUUUCACGUUCACGCUCAAACCUAAACCACACACAGCGCCGGAUUCAAGAAAUCAAGAAUGGGCCGAUUACUGCAUCGUGUGCGGGAUGCUGAUCAAACACUACAGCUAUUACUACAGAAAGGACACAGAUAGAAAGGAUGUGAAUAUGCACCCGGGCUGUGCCGCACUCAUCGGGCACGAUGGUGAGGUUAAACCCCGGCCGUACGAGCUCCAGGUGAAGGAAAAGCCUAACUGUGUUUGGUGCGGCAAAAGACGACCCCAGGGGGCCCCUUGGGGGGCCCCAGCAGACUUUUUCUGUUGGUCGUACAAGUUAACGGACGGCAAGAACAACCGAAUCCAUGUCCACUGCUAUUCGGAAAUGGGGAUUCAGGCCUUGAAGAGCAUUGUUCAAUCAGACGACUAUGUUAGUGGUGAUGGUAGAAUAAACAUCAUCCUGAAACGGAGCCAGAAUCAUGAUGAAAAUAUAUUGGAUAAAAUAUUAAAGGAAGCAAUUAAAACGGUCCUGGAACUUGCAGUAGAUCCCACCCAAAUCAUAACAAGCUUUAUUGAUUGAUUAUGGAAUACAUGGGCCUUUAGUGUCUCAUGUGUAAUUUCUGCUCAAAAUUAAGGUUAAGCAUAUCUAAAUAAGCUGGGUUUGCAGCUGUACGUUGUAUCAUGUUAAUGUUCGUCUAUGUCUCGUCGUCAGUUGUACGUCUAUUGCUAUUUGUGUACGUUUGCAACACUUUGGCAUUAUCGUUAAUAAAUCUAUGUUAUACACUUAUAUGAUGAUAUAAA